Messenger RNA from Marmota monax (woodchuck), 729 nucleotides. RefSeq names its product olfactory receptor 8K3-like. Gene Ontology annotation, molecular function: G protein-coupled receptor activity; olfactory receptor activity; odorant binding. Gene Ontology annotation, biological process: G protein-coupled receptor signaling pathway; sensory perception of smell. NCBI's taxonomy places the organism in Eukaryota, Metazoa, Chordata, Mammalia, Rodentia, Sciuridae. Bases 1 to 729 code for a protein of 242 amino acids. The record is from RefSeq and is a predicted model, not a curated record. Gene Ontology annotation, cellular component: membrane. The transcript has a single exon.
AUGAGCACACUGGUGGGCAACUUGGGCAUGAUCAUCCUCAUCAAGGUGGACCACAGGCUCCAAACACCCAUGUACUUUUUUCUCAAACACCUGGCUCUUACAGAUCUUGGUUAUUCUACAGCUGUGGGCCCCAAAAUGUUGGUAAAUUUUGUGGUGGAUCAAAAUAUGAUCAACUAUUAUUUUUGUGCUACACAACUAGCUUUCUUUCUUUUUUUCAUUUCUUGUGAACUUUUUAUUCUGUCAGCAAUGGCCUAUGACCGCUACAUGGCCAUCUGUAAUCCUCUCCUCUACAUGGUCAUCAUGUCACAAAGGGUAUGUCUCUUGUUGGUGGCAAUCCCCUAUCUCUACAGUACUUUUUUAUCUCUUCUAAUCACCAUAAAGAUUUUUACUUUACCCUUCUGUGGCUACAAUGUCAUCAGUCAUUUUUACUGUGAUAGUCUCCCCUUGCUAUCUUUGCUUUGUUCAAACACACAUGAAAUUGAAGUGAUAAUUCUGGUCUUUGCAGCUUUUGAUUUGAUUUCCUCUCUUCUGAUCAUUCUUGUGUCCUACCUGCUCAUCCUCAUAACCAUUCUCAGGAUGAAGUCUGCUGAGGGCAGGCGCAAGUCUUUCUCCACCUGUGGAUCCCACCUGACAGUAGUCAUAGUGUUCUAUGGGACUUUGAUAUUCAUUUAUUUGCAGCCGAAUUCAGGUCACUACUUUGACACUGAUAAACUGGCUUCCGUAUUUUAA